This is a messenger RNA of Tigriopus californicus, 1463 nucleotides long. RefSeq lists its product as uncharacterized. The transcript has 5 exons. Gene Ontology annotation, cellular component: intracellular membrane-bounded organelle. The record is from RefSeq and is a predicted model, not a curated record. Gene Ontology annotation, molecular function: phosphatidylinositol binding. Bases 140 to 1282 code for a protein of 380 amino acids. NCBI's taxonomy places the organism in Eukaryota, Metazoa, Arthropoda, Copepoda, Harpacticoida, Harpacticidae.
CACCACUGCCUGUUAAAAUGAUAAUGAGCCUCUUGCAUUGGAAAGAGAAAUCCUCCGCAAAAAGGGGUGAAAUUUCCCCCCAAACUGAAACUUGAAACACCACCAAGUGUCCUGGCAAGAUUAUUAGAUUAGUCCCGUUAUGAUACGACUCACUCUUGGCAAUGGCAUGGAGGAGGAGACAUACUCCUCUGCAGCCUCUUCCCUAGAGUCGCUAUUAUUUCUUCCCCAAGACACGCCCAUCGCCAUUCGCACCCAGCCCGUGAUUCCGAACCUCCCACGUCCGCUCUACUUGGCGGAUUCGUUCCUGGAUUCGCAAAAGACCACUUGCAAUGUGACCAGCUCGUCCGACAACAUCACCGGGUCCAAUUCGAGAUGGCCGAAUACGUUCACUAUCAUGGAUGAAGACGAGGAAGAAGAGGACAUGGAGGAGUCUGGUUCGACCAGCAGACAGAAAUCAGGUUUUGGAGAAUGGGUCGACAAAUUUGGCCUUGGGAGUCUAAGCAUUUUCAACAAAGGCUCCCAAAAACAUGACCAACAACAACAACGACAACAUCGCCAUGUUGUACAACCCUCAAUUGAGCAAGGAAUCUUUAGCGAGAAGAGAAUCUCGGCAACCAUUGUCGGAUACGAGAUUCUUCACCAUCAAGAGAAAUAUGCGAUCUUCAAAAUCCGAGUCGACAAUCUCAGUGAGUGGAGUGUCGAUACUGUUCCCGUUUGGCACAUCUUUCGGCGAUAUUCAGAGAUGCUGACGCUCUUCCAGAAAAUUAGAACUAGUUUUCCGCUACAUCCGUUCGAGUUUCCUCCCCGGAAAUGGCUAGGCAACCAAUUUGACCCCUUGUUUUUAGGGCGGAGAAUCCAGAGACUUCAAGGGUUUUUGAGCAAUGUCCUGGACGAUCCCGAGGUUCGUGAUCACGAGAUCGUCCGUCACUUUUUCUGCUUUGAUGCCCCUCCCAAUCGAACUUCAAUUCCCCUUGAAUUCGAUAGAGCAAUCUUUGACACUUUUGAGGAAGUCGUGCACGAACUACGCGAACAAUUGAGAGCCCGGGAAAUCCUAGAAGCUACCACUCAUGACCAAAGAGAAAUGCUCAAGGAAAGAGAUUUGGAACUGGAUGUCAUGCGAACCGAAAUUGAUACCUUGCGCAGACAAAAGGACUCGCUAUUGAAAGCAUUGGGAGACGAUUCCAAUGUUUUGAGUUUGCCAGUACCGUCAUUGGGGCGGAGUUCACUUCAUAAUUCCCGUUUAUCCUUGGUCUCGCACCACUCUUCAGUCCGUCCCAUGUGAUGGAUGAAGAAACCAUGUACUACUUCAAAGCCAGAGGCAAAACAACGACAGGCAAUGCAUUCUUAGGAUUCUGUGUGUAAAGAGACCAAGUUAGCUUCACCAAAUUGAAUAUUCCUGCAAAGAGACACAUGUACACAAUAAACGUUUCAUCUAGCGUAUAUAAAUGACAUAGAACGCAACC